CUCUCUCUCUCUCUCUCUCUCUCUCUCUCUCUCUCUCUCUCUCUCUCUCUCUCUCUUACUCUCUCUUUCUCUUUCUGAAAUUGGAGGCUCUGUUGGUCCUGAUAAUAAGGUUGGACUGGGAGUAGAAGCCCAAAUAGGAGAAAACAUUGAUUUUCUUUUUAUCUUCUCAGUGCUUUCAAUGAAGAGGAAAAGCUUUCAAUGGAGUACAGAGAGAGAAAAAGGAGAGAGGAAUCAAAAGAUGCUAUCUUUUUCUUGUCUAUGCUUUCCACUUUAAGUUUUUCUGUUGUGUGCUCCAAGCCUUAGACCCUGACCAGAUAAAGCAGGGGGUUAUCACCUGUCAAUAGUUGGCUCUGUUCUUGGGAUCUCUGAAACCAAUGCACAGCUCCUUUUCAAACUCUGUUUGCUUCAAGCUGGGAAAUUGUAUAAUAUAUACCAAGCCCGCUCCUUUUUGAGAAGAAAUGAACUCAAGAGCUCAACACUUCAUUGAUCAUUGAUUACCUUGUUGCUUUCGAAGAAGAAGAAAGAUGGAUUUUGGUAAGAAGAGAAAGCUUGGAGUAGAGAACAGGAGUGUAGAAGCUUUGAACUGUCACACUUCAAGCUUUGCUAAUACAGAUUGGCAUCAGCUUAGUUCAUCUCUAUCCAGCUGGAACCAGCCAUCUGAUACGCACACUUUAAGCUUUCCCAAGGCGGCAAAUGCAUCUUCUUCUACCAUUGGAAAACCAGUUCCUUUGAACUGGAACCUUUCAGAUUCAGUAGAGAAGGAAGAAAUAUACUUGAGCACGGGCCCAGGAUUACUUCCUCUUAGCCUCUCUAACUUCUCUUCUGAUACUGAAUUCAUUGAGAGAUCUGCACGGUUCUCUUGCUUUGUCUCCAACGAGUCGAAUGCUAUUGCUGAAACUCAAAUGCAGAUGGAUAUUGCAGGAAAGACUGAAGCUUUGAAAGACAAAUCUAAACUGAAUUAUCACAGCUCUAAUAGUGGGAGUUCAAAGAAAGAUCAAUCAGAACUGGAGUCGCCUAUCACAAAGAAAAGGAAAAGCAAGCAGGAGAUGGAGUUACAUAAAUCACAAGAUACUGCUCAAUUGCCAUCUGAUGUUGCCAAGAAUGUUGUUGAUAGUAAACAGAAGGCAGAGAAGAACAGCUUAAUAAUGGCUACAGUGAAGCCUUCAGGGAAGAAUUCAAAAGUGGCUGGAGAAGCUCAAAAAGAAGAUUACAUCCAUGUGAGAGCUCGCCGAGGACAAGCUACUAAUAGCCACAGUCUUGCAGAAAGAGUAAGAAGAGAAAAGAUUAGCGAAAGGAUGAAGUUUCUUCAAGAUCUUGUUCCUGGUUGCAGUAAAAUUACAGGAAAAGCAGUUAUGCUUGAUGAGAUAAUCAACUAUGUACAAUCACUGCAACGACAAGUUGAGUUUUUGUCAAUGAAGCUUGCAGCUGUGAACCCAAGAUUGGACUUCAACAUAGAAGGCAUUCUGUCUAAAGACUUGUUUCAAACCAGGAGCGGUCCUUCAUCUGCCAUUGGAUUUUCACAUGAUAUGAUUAAUCAUCAAUUGCAUUCACUUCAUCAAAAUAUUAUUCAAGUUGGGAUGCCUGGAGUCAUGAAUCCUACAGAGGUAUUUAGAAGAGAGCUAAAUGUUCAAUUGCCUUCAACAAGUACAUUUAAAGAAGCUGCACAGCAGAUGCCUAAUGCGUGGGAUGAUGAUCUCCAAAACAUUAUUCAAAUGACAUAUGGCAACAGUACUCCACUCAAAACCCAAGAUUUGAAUGGCACACCUCACGACUUAUUUCCCUUGUGAAACAAAAUCAAGGAAUUUCGUGCGCUUUCUACCAUGGAUGUCCAGCUCACUCAUAUCCCGAUCCGGAGACACCAAAAUUAUUUGAGAAUUUCAAAAGUUCAUGUAGAAGAUCCAGCAUCCCUUGGUAUAAAAUGUUGAACCCAUAGCUAAUUUAAGCUUCGUUUGGGACUGCUUUCUUCUUGCUUUUCAAAACAACUUUCUAGUACAAAAAUUUUUUGAAUUUGAAAUUUUUAAGCUAGAAAGCCGUUUUAAAAAGCAGUAUAAAAGCUGUCUCAAACGAAACCUUAGUUUGCUUCUAGUUUAGCAGAUCAGUGGCCGCUUGGCUAUAUGAUAAAACUCAGUUGUUUUCUUAUUUGGAGAAUGCUACAUAAGAAUCUGAUGAUGUCUAUCAGAAAUCUAGCAGUUGGGUCUGUUAAAAAUUUGCUUGCAAGCCUUUUUAUAUUACAUGUUUAUUCUCUUUUUCCUCUUCACAAUUGCAGGAAAUGAAUGCUGUAUCGUUGCAGUACUAUUACAGAAAGUAAAAUAAUAUUUCAGUUUUUUCC
Dendrobium catenatum is the source of this 2329-nucleotide messenger RNA. Its product is annotated as transcription factor bHLH49. Gene Ontology annotation, molecular function: DNA-binding transcription factor activity; protein dimerization activity. Lineage: Eukaryota; Viridiplantae; Streptophyta; Magnoliopsida; Asparagales; Orchidaceae. Bases 525 to 1787 code for a protein of 420 amino acids. Gene Ontology annotation, cellular component: nucleus. The record is from RefSeq and is a predicted model, not a curated record. The transcript is spliced from 8 exons. Gene Ontology annotation, biological process: regulation of DNA-templated transcription.